AGUACCUGACUGGGGCUACAAGCCCCUUCCAGCUACUCUCUGAGCAUGAUCUGCUCUGCUUUGGUUUGGAUAAGCUUGCAAGGAUUUGUCAGCCAGAUGUGACAAGAUUGUCAAGAGGCAAGCAAAGAGGGAGAUCUGAUAUUAAUCAGCGCAUAGCUCGAAGCCAAACUUUCUCAGAUGCAGUGUACUAACAUGUUCUUCUCAUUUACUGCUUUUCUUUGUGGCCACAAAGCUGCCACUGUCUUGCUGUAGACCGCUGGACUAGAAGCCCGAACAAAAAAACAAAACAAAAAAAAAACAAAACCCUUUUUUCUUUUUACUUGUCUAGAGCGAAUUAUUAUCUCAUGGCGAAUCAGGCUAUCUGCUGCACCCUGCUAAACUGUAACUGUGAGUGCUUUAAACCAGGAAAGAUUAAAAUAAGACAAUGUGAACACUGCCGGCAUGGAUGGGUAGCGCACGCUUUAAGCAAGCUUAAAGUGCAUCACCUGUAUCAAGGCAGUCAGGUGGAGAUAGUCCAGUCGAACGUGGUCUUCGAUAUCAGCAGUCUGAUGCUGUACGGAACCCAAGCUAUUCCAGUCCGACUUAAAAUUCUCCUUGACCGCCUCUUCAGUGUAUUGAAACAGGAGGAGGUCAUCCAGAUCCUCAAUGCUUUGGACUGGACCUUACAGGAUUACAUUCGUGGAUAUGUCCUUCAGGAUGCCACAGGAAAAGUACUGGAUCGCUGGGCCAUUAUGACCUAUGAAGAGGAGAUUGCUACAUUGCAACAAUUUCUUCGUUUUGGAGAGACCAAGUCAAUAGUGGAGCUCAUGGUCAUCCAAGAUAAGGAAGGACAAGCAGUAGCUGUGUCAAACUCCAGAACUGAUUCAGACAUUCGGGCAUUUAUAGAAAGCAAUUCCCACAGGAGCCCUAGCCUUUCUGCUAACAUUGAAAAAGUCACCUCCAGCAACGUUCACCACUUUGAAAACUUUAUAAACAGUAUGGCCUUCAUGCUGCCGUUUCAGUUUCUCAGCCCUGUCCCAGCAGCACCUGUGAUCGGCUCCUCGACAGAUACUUUCCUUCUUGAGCAGGGUCAGAGACAAAGCCACAAAACCAAGCAAGAGGUUCAGAUUCCUGCGACUGAGAGCAGCCUCUUGGGUUCCAGUUCUGCUUCGGUUGCAUCAGACAAUGAAAGAAACUGGAACUCCCAGCAAGAAACUGCCACCAAAGUGGAAGCAGAGGAAUUCCCUGGCAGCGAUGAGUAUUCCGACGCUCCUUCAACUCCGUGCAAUGCUUCUGUUAGUUCCGAGGUGGCGCAGAUGUCCCCGGAGACCAGCAUGCGAUCUCCUGACAAACACAACGGCAGCGGGCCAAGGAAGGGACGGGUUUACUGCAGCGCCUGUGAAAAGACCUUCUACGAUAAAGGAACGCUCAAGAUCCAUUAUAACGCUGUUCACCUCAAGAUCAAACACAAGUGCACAAUACAGGGCUGCAACAUGGUGUUCAGCUCCCUGCGUAGCCGCAACCGCCACAGUGCCAAUCCCAACCCCAGACUCCACAUGCCGAUGAAUAGAAACCACCGGGACAAAGACAUGAGAGGCCAUUCAUCUGCAGACGUCACACCUGAGGUUGAAAAGAAGCUUGAUUUCAGUGCCAGUGUGCCGACAGACGGCAGGUCUGUUUCUACCUAUAUACAAAGCAGCUUCCCCAACGUUGGGCAGAGUGGGAUACUGUUUCCAAACCUGAAGACCGUCCAGCCUGUGCUGCCUUUUUAUCGGAGUCUAGUCACUCCAGGCGAGCUUGCUAACACCCCAGAUACCCUGCCUUCAUUACCUCUGAUUUCUUCAUCUCUUCCAGAGCAGCCUGUGGCAGAACUGUCCUCUGAUCCCAUACCAAAGAAAAAAUCUCGCAAAUCCAGCAUGCCCAUUAAGAUAGAGAAAGAAGCUGUUGAGAGUGUCGGCGAGCUCGCUGAAGACGAUAGCUCGGGAGACGACGUUCCCCUGCAGAUAAGAGGGAAAGGUGAAUCCGCAAGUGAAAGGUUUGAGAAACAAACUCCCCACCAAGGGGACAGCAGUGUCAUUCAGUCAACAGACCGAGACAUUUCUACAGCUUCACUCCACAGCCACGUAGACCCCAAAUCAAAUCAAGAUUCUAAUAUCGCUGAAGAGAGAGAAGAUCAAUUGUACCACUUGAGAAAUGGUGUUAAAUGUGUGCUGGAAGGAAGUGUAAUCUCACUUACCCCUGAAAAAAACCAAAAAGAAAAUAACAAUCUUCUUAAACCAGUACACAUGUCCAAUGUGGAAAGCUGUGCUAAAAAGGAGCCAGAAAUUCAUCCAUGUGACGAUGAUUAUGUGGAAAAUGAGCAUAGAGUACAAAACAGGGGGUUCUUCCAAAUUUUAACUGCUAAUAAAGAAACGGCAGUAAAUUCUGCAGACUCCGUACUCAUGACUUGCACAGCACCGCAUUUGAUUUGCUCAAACAAAGAAGAAGCCCCUCAUCACUGUGAGAUCUGCAAUAAGACAUUCAAAAACCCCUACAGUGUGAAAAUGCAUUACCGAAAUGUGCAUCUGAAAGAAAUGCACAUGUGCACUGUCGAGGGCUGCAAUGCAGCCUUUCCCUCCAGGAGAAGCAGAGACAGGCACAGCGCCAACAUGAAUCUGCACCACAAGCUGUUGACCAAAGACCAAUACGGAACCCCAAGCUCGCUCUUCCCCACCCCGGCUCCCUGCAGAGAUCUAGCUAAAGAUUUCCACCCGGACAUCCUUUUAAAGGAACACGUUGCACAGACUUCCGUGAUCUUUAAAGGAGCGAACAGGAUGGGUCUGGUUUUUCCAAUGAGUAAGAGCAUGGAGAGCUGCUUUGCCCCCCUGGGAGGGAGCCCCAUGGAGGAGGGGGCCGUGCUGGAUCUGAGCACCACUUCCAUCCUCAAAUCAGGAAGCAGCACCCACUCCUCCUGGGACUCUGACGGGGGGAGCGAGGACGGCAUCCCCGUGGAGGACAGUGAUGAAAGCUACGAAGGGUUAAGUCUGACGCCCAAAGAGGAACUGCAUCAAAACCUGGCUUUGAUUGAGAAAGCCAGUGACUGCUUUACACAACACUUGCCAGCUGGCUCGCCAAUAACUUGCCAUAUGUGCCAGAAGGUAUACAGCAACAAAGGAACAUUCAGGGCUCACUACAAAACUGUGCACCUCCGUCAGCUGCACAAGUGUAAAAUUCCCGACUGCAACACUAUGUUCUCAUCGGUACGAAGUCGAAACAGACACAGCCAGAACCCUAAUUUACAUAGGAACAUGAGUAGCGGCACAAGCAACGAUCAGCUGUAAGCAUGUGGAAUGUGUAUUUAAAAUGCCCCAUCAAAAAUUUGGAUUCAAGUAUUUUAAUUUAUUCAUGCAAACCGCUAAUAAAAUGUUCAGUAAUGUGGGGUCAAUUUCAGUCCUGGUAACGGCAGAGCCAUUAUACCUAGUGGGCAGGUGCUAUGAUUAUUUGGGAUUAGAUGUUUAUCUUGAUUAGAAUAUAGAUAAGUGCUGUAUAUUAUGGUGCUUGCACAACCACUUUUCUGUUUUAGUUUCUCCUGAAUUCAUUUUUUUUUUUUUUUUUUUACGCAUUCUAACCCAACUUUAACCGAGUCAUUGCAGAGUAAAUUGAUAAAUUCAGCUGGUUAUGACACACAAAAAGAAAAAUAAGAGACUGAAGUUUAUACUGUGUAUCCUACUCAUAUAGGCUGCGACUGCAUUCAUAUGUAACAGCGAUAUGGCGCUGGGUGUACCAUUUUAUAUAGAGAGAAGGAAUAAAAGCUAAACAGUGACACCCUUAUAAAAGUAUACCAUAGUAAAAGCAGAGCAAAGUGUAAUAAAGCAUAGUGAAAGCAUGCUAAAGCAUAGGUAAGCAUUGUAAAGAACAGCGAGAUAUGGUGAAGCAUAUUAAUAAACAUGGCAAACUAGGUUAAAUCAUGGUGAAUACCAUGGGAACAGCGUUUUAAAACUGCCACAAUACCAUGCAAAACUACCAUGGUAAGCUUUUAUAAGGGCAGACAGACCUGUACUGUACACCAAUGUCCAUCACAUGCAACAGAAGGCCUGUACUUGCCACUCUAAUAUAAAAAAAGUGAAAAGAAAGAAAAAACAACAUGACCUUAAUCCCUGAAAUGACCCGUGUCCUUCACCCAUUGUCAUCUUCAUUUGGCAAAAUAAGAAAGAAGAUCCUUUUCAUGCAAAGAACUGAAAAUCUUAGCUUUGUAUCUGAGAUCUCACUCCCCCAGGUCUCCUUUCUAAGCACUUAUUUUAUUAUCAAGACUUUGCUUGCAUUACGCUAGGUGCAAAGUUUCGUUCAUCACAAAGCAUAUCAAGGUACCAUAUAUGGCAUCCAAAAGCUUUACCUGCAAUUUCUUCUAUCGCUACGCUUGUUAAUAUGAAUUGUGCCAAACAGGGUGCUUUACCUGUGUCUGUUUAUGUGUUUAGUUUAGCAAACAGAAGUCUAGAGUUUUCUGUGUAUCGUUUUGUUUUUCAAUAAUAUGCCGUAGUCUUGGUGCAGUUGUAAAUUUGAGGUCUGUUGAGUGGCAUUUUUGCAUCUUGAUCGUAGGAGACACUUGUUUAUAGAAAAUUGUGUAGCAUUCUUGACGGAUAAGUUAUUGUUUUGAUAUCGUCGGUAAUCAUUCUUCUGUUAUGGUACGAAAGAGGCUAAAGUUGACCAAAGAGUUCUAUUACUUUUAUGAAACCACUAAAAGCUCUAUGCGUGAGGAAAGCAGUAUUAAAUUGCCCUGAUGAGAUAUUUCAAACAUAUCCAGUGUGUUUCAAAUUGUAUCCAUGGCGAUAGGAAAGCCAAUGUUUGGAAGCCAUGUCACAAAAUGUGGCUACAAUUAACUUGUCAGUCAAGACAAGAACAGGGUACUUCAGUGUUCAUCAAACUGUAUAUUUUGUGAAUAGGGGAUCAAUCACGUUUCUCUGAAAGAAACCAAAUAAUCUUGUAUUACAUUCUUUUUUUUAUAAUCAUCUAAUUGAUAUGUGAUUAAAUGUCUCAACUACACAAGUCUUGUGGUACAGGGAAGUGUACUAGUCUCUGUUUCAAAGGCUGUCCAAAAAUAUAUAUUUCUCAGAUUGACAUUUUAUCUUUUAAAGUCGUUUUCUAAAUUUGUAAUGUGACACGUUGCUUUUUGCAUCAUUUCAGUUUCUCUUUUUUUUAUGAUUGUCAAAUUGAAGAUUUUGUAGUAAAACAAAAAGAAAUGUAAAGCAAAGAAACUGGCAGAUGUCAACCCAUUUUCUAAAUAUUGGUGUAGCAGUAUUCAUCCCUUUUCAUUUAAAAAGCCAUAUUUGGUUUGCAUGCUUUUGCUGCGUUCAAUAUUUGUUGUUUUAUACACAAAGGGCACAUUGUGUGGAAGAAAGCUGAUUUAUACAACAUGACAGAACAUAGAGACAAAAUAAAUGGCUGUAAUAAAAGUGUUUAAUAUGACC
Molecule: messenger RNA, 5423 nt
Organism: Acipenser ruthenus (sterlet)
Lineage: Eukaryota; Metazoa; Chordata; Actinopteri; Acipenseriformes; Acipenseridae
Product: zinc finger protein basonuclin-1-like
Exons: 5
Coding region: 345-3299 (984 amino acids)
Biological process (GO): regulation of transcription by RNA polymerase I
Cellular component (GO): nucleus
Molecular function (GO): nucleic acid binding; zinc ion binding
Source: RefSeq, a predicted model, not a curated record